AUGGUCCAGACUCACCGGCCCCAGCUAGCCAGGGUGGAUCCCGCCGGGCGGGAUGCUCCUCAGACCCUGGCCACCCCCGGAGAGGGAGGCGGUAGAAGGAUCCGCACACGGACAACCAGGGAAGGAGCGCCCAGGAUUGAGGGGUCCCACCAGGGCUUCGCCACCCACCGCGAUCUCACCUGGAGCGGCUCAGCCGCGGCCCGGCUGCAGCUGCACAGCCUGCUGCCUCCCGAUUGGCUCAGCUUCGGCCCCUCGCCUAUUCGCUUCCGGGCGGUAGAGCUGGCUGCCCAGGAGGAAUCGCCGAGUCAAGAAAAUCUUAGCAACACACCUCUGUCAACUGCAGAAGUGUAUAAGAUAAACUUUGUAUUUCCAAAUGGAGACAAGUAUGAUGGUGACUGUACAAGAACAUCUUCUGGAAUCUUUGAGAGAAAUGGAAUAGGUAUUCAUACCACUCCUAAUGGGAUUGUCUACACAGGAAGCUGGAAAGAUGACAAGAUGAAUGGUUUUGGAAGACUUGAGCACUUUUCAGGGGCAGUAUAUGAAGGACACUUUAAGGACAAUAUGUUUCAUGGAUUGGGGACUUACACAUUCCCAACUGGGGCAAAGUAUACUGGAAACUUCAAUGAAAAUAGGGUAGAAGGUGAAGGACAAUACACUGAUGUCCAAGGACUGGAAUGGUGCGGUAACUUCCAUUUCACUGCUGCUCCGGGCCUGAGACUAAAGCUCCACAUGUAGGAUAUCCUGCAGUAAAGUUUUAAUGUAGUAAUGAAAGCUUUUAGUUGUAAGGAAAACACUGAAAUCUGUCAACUGAAAUAACUUCAUACCCUACCUCUAGAUCAUAACUUUGCCAAUAAAACCAUCACUCACACCUUUUUGAACUUGAUUUUCAUCAUCGUAUACUCAGUGUAAAAUAAAUUAUGUGAUUCCUUUUAAUAAACACAGCAGAACUAUCUAAAUCUUGGUAAAGUCAA
This is a messenger RNA of Felis catus (domestic cat), 971 nucleotides long. It is a transcript of the gene MORN2, whose product is annotated as MORN repeat containing 2. Bases 1 to 735 code for a protein of 244 amino acids. The record is from RefSeq and is a predicted model, not a curated record. The transcript has 7 exons. Lineage: Eukaryota; Metazoa; Chordata; Mammalia; Carnivora; Felidae.